AUGGCACCGACGCCGACGUACGAUUUCGUAGUCGUCGGGGGUUUCCAUGCCCCCGAUGACCACGCCAAGUCGCAUCCCAUCGCCGCUGCGAACGCAUCCUUCCUCAACGAGCAGGACUCGGAGCGCCUCACGGCGUCGGUAACAUCGGCGCUGAAAUCCGCCGGUGGCGGACGCAAUCUGGUGCGCAGGAUCGACGGGAGAAACGCGGACGACAGGAGUUUGCUCGCCGAUGUACUUGAGGCAGCGGUCAGGGAGGGCGGGAGAGAUGGAGACGUUAAGCCGAAAGGCGCUAGGGCGGUGGUUCUCGUGGGUUUCGGCGCGGGAGGCGGUGCCCAAUGCGACGAGUUCCUGAGCGACGAGCGCUUGAAAUCUUGUGCCAGGCAUUUCGCCGCGAGAGGAGGGGUGGUGCUGAUACAGGGCCGCGGUGGGGCGAUAGAUCUGAUAUCGCGUCACUGGUUCCAAAAGACGUGGACGUCUGGUUUGAAGCGCGGCGCGGAGCGGUCGUGGAGAUACAACUCCGACAGCGCGUGGGGCGGUGGAUACUUUGCGAGAUUCUCGGACGCCGCGUCGGCGCAGGGUGAACCCUCGCUUCGCAAAGAGGUCCGAUUCGGGGUGGUUUACGAGGUGGAGAGGGUGAAGCCCGUUGACGCGAUGUACCUAUCGGUCCCUCAUAAGGAUGAGGAGGACGAAGAGGACGAAGGAGACGAGAAGCUGGUGAUUGGGUACAGGAACGGCGGCGUGACGCUCGGGGCAACUUGCGCGGUUGCCUUUGGCGCAUUUGGCGGCGGCCACGUUGGAUGUAUCGGUGCCGGCGAAGACCAUCAGGAGACAACAAUGCGGGUCAUUCAGGGUCUGUGCGAGGCGGCGCCAGGGGUGGGCACGCCCGAUGCACUGAAACGGCUCAAGAAAUCCGGCAUGAAAGGGUUCGACCUGCGCGAGGUUGCCAUCGGAGGAGGAGGGCAGGUCACAGUGGAGCCGUCCAUGACGAAGUUCGCCGUGUUCGCGGUGUUCGCUGCCGUCGUGUCCAUCAUGGUGGUCGUGUACCUCGCGAUGCUUGUCAUCAGAUCCAACAUGUAG
Messenger RNA from Micromonas commoda, 1077 nucleotides. RefSeq lists its product with no specific name. NCBI's taxonomy places the organism in Eukaryota, Viridiplantae, Chlorophyta, Mamiellophyceae, Mamiellales, Mamiellaceae. The record is from RefSeq and is a predicted model, not a curated record. The transcript has a single exon. The coding region runs from base 1 to 1077 and encodes 358 amino acids.